UUUUUCUGUUGGUAAGCUCUGUUAAAAAUAAAUCAUAGAUUCCCCUGGACCUAGGCUCCGUACACUGCUAAGGACUAAGUUGUCCAACUUAUGUGUUUCAGACGUUAAGAAAGAAAGGACUCAAUGGUUGUGACAGUCCAGAUCCUGAUGCUGACGAUUCAGUAGGUCACAGCCCAGAGUCUGAGGACAAGUACAGAAAGAUAAAUGAAGAUAUUGAUCUAAUGAUCAGCAGGCAAAGAUUGUGUGCCGUUCCACCUCCUAAUUUUGAGAUGCCGGUUUCCAUUCCGGUGACCAAUCCUAACAGCUUGGCAUACAGCAAUCCAGCUGGUUCACUGGGUAAUCAUAACCUAUUGCCAUUGUCCCAUCAGUCCUUGCAAAGAAACAGCAUGUCUCCAGGCUUGACACAUAGGCCACCCAGUGCAGGUAACACAGGUGGUCUGAUGGGUGGGGACCUCACAAGCGGUGCAGGCACCAGUGCAGGAAAUGGGUAUGGCAAUCAUCGUAACUCACCAGGUCUGCUGGUCUCACCUGGUAACUUGAAUAAAAAUAUGCAAACAAAAUCACCACCGCCAAUGAACUUGGGGAUGAACAAUCGUAAACCUGACCUCAGAGUUCUUAUUCCACCUGGCAGCAAGAAUACAAUGCCCUCUGUGAAUCAAAGGAUAAACAACUCACAGUCUGCUCAGUCACUGGCUACCCCAGUGGUUCCUGUAGCAACACCGACUUUACCUGGGCAGGGGAUGGGAGGAUACCCAUCAGCAAUUUCAACAACAUAUGGCACUGAAUACUCCCUAAGCAGUGCAGACCUGUCAUCUCUCUCUGGGUUUAAUAGCAGCGCCCUUCACCUUGGCUCAGUUACUGGCUGGCAACAACACCAUCUGCAUAACAUGCCCCCAUCCGCUCUCAGCCAGUUGGGAGCUUGCACUAGCACUCACUUAUCUCAGAGUACAAAUCUCUCCCUGCCUUCUACUCAAAGCCUCCACAUCAAGUCAGAACCUGUUUCUCCUCCUAGAGACCGUACAACACCUUCGGGAUAUCCUCAACACACGCGCCACGAGCCUGGGAGAUCUCCUGUUGACAGCCUGAGCAGCUGUAGCAGUUCGUACGAUGGAAGUGACCGGGAAGACCACCGAAAACGACUUUCACUCCCCCAUUGGACUCACCAGACCUUCGCCGGACGAAAGAGAAAGUCCCUCAGUCAAGCGCAUGCGGCUCUCUGAAGGAUGGGCAACAUGA
Messenger RNA from Staurois parvus, 1236 nucleotides. The record is from the annotation of a GenBank genome assembly. NCBI's taxonomy places the organism in Eukaryota, Metazoa, Chordata, Amphibia, Anura, Ranidae.